Messenger RNA from Cucumis melo (muskmelon), 2417 nucleotides. RefSeq lists its product as uncharacterized. Gene Ontology annotation, biological process: regulation of asymmetric cell division. The coding region runs from base 644 to 2098 and encodes 484 amino acids. The record is from RefSeq and is a predicted model, not a curated record. Lineage: Eukaryota; Viridiplantae; Streptophyta; Magnoliopsida; Cucurbitales; Cucurbitaceae. The transcript has 6 exons.
AAAGAAGAAGGAGACCGGUUCUGAUCCGAAAAGCAGGGCAGAGCAGAGCUUUUGGGUAAAAUCCAGAGAGACGAGAGAAGAAAGGAAGGAAGCAGCACCCAAAAUCAGAAUCAGCGUCUACAUCCAACCUGUUAUAAUAGUCUACUCUACUCCCUCUCUCCUCCAGCUAAUUCCCUCUGUUCUCACUUUUCCCGGCAUAAAAGAGGAAAACCCAUCAACAAAUUCAAAUAAAUUUCUCCCUCUGUUGCUUUUCAGGGCGUAGAAAUGGAAACCCCUCUCCGCGUUACACUUUCUGACAUGAUUGUCAUCCCCAGGAAAAAGGGUUCUCGUCUCUUGGUUUAAUUUCAGCUGCCGAUGAUCAUCGAACCAAAUCAGGAACUGACUCCACUGCAAAAGGGUAUUCGGGAUUGCUGCUUGACCCAUUAAAAAAGAAGAGCUGCAUUACAGUAUAAUAGCCUUCUUUGAGUAGCCGCACCUCUUCGUUUCAGGCUGUUUUGGGGAUUCUUCUUACCGUUGCUCUAACACAUUGUGGACUGCAUUUUCCUCUGUUCCUAUAUGUUUCAAGAUUCUCCACAUAAUAGUCAUCUCAGCCCAACUUUGAUACAUAUCUUGAGAAAAUCCAUUUGAACAGUCCACGUGAAUCAUGAAAGUUGAAGGUGAGCCCAUAGUUUGCCAUUCAAAUGCUAGCCCCAAGUUUGUUCCCAAGUCUUUUGAAUGUGAUAAUGAUGAUCUCAAUUCUGGUGGGAUGAAGCUUGAAGAUCAGAAAGAAUUUACAAGCAUUCUCAAAGGCAAUAUGGAUGCCCAUCACAAUAAUACUGCUGCAGAUGGUUGGGUUGCAAAGAAGCGUGAAUGCCUAGAUCUUGAUGAUUUUAAUGACUAUGACGAUGUUAAAGCCUUUGUGUCACCACUCAAUAAUUCUUGUAAAGUAGACUUGUCUGAGGAAGACUCCGAGUUAUACAUGGAAAAGAGUAUUGUUGAAUGUCAACUUCCAGAACUAAUAGUUUGUUACAAAGAAAAUAUUUGCAAUAUUGUUAAAGAUAUUUGUAUUGAUGACGGUACUCCUCGGGAUAAGCUCUUUUGUGGUAGUAGUUUGGAUGAGGAGGAUGUCUGUUCCAUUAACCCUCCUACAAAAGAUUGGAAGGAUGAGUCUGUAGGAGAACUAAAGCAAAGAGAUAUGUUUGCUUCAGAUGAUUCAGAGCAUUCAGAAUCUUUUGGCAGUAAGGACUCACCCAAUCAAUGCGAUUCCAAGGAUUUGGCUAGUACUCCUGAGGCAGAAUAUGAUGUGGCAUAUUUUACUGACAACGAUAUGCCAAUGACAGAUUUAGUUACAGAGAGCUUAAAGCCACUAACCGACAAUAAGAUUAAGCCUCACCCUCAGUCUGAACAGGUUUGUAUUGAAACUACGUGUUCGGAAGUCCCUGUUUUGGCACAUGUAGCUGAUGAAUCUUUUAGCAACACCAGAGAAACGACAUCAGAGUCCAUUACUUCAGCUGAAGAUCCCAAAAAUAGCGAUUCUGCGAAUGGUAUGUCAUACAAUAGUAAAGUGGACAAAGGAAACAUUACUUUCGAUUUCAAUUCUUUAGCAUCCACAGCUAGUGAUGGUCUGGAGCGUUGUGAUAAUGGUGACUUGAACUCUUCAGCUCCUUCAACCAGUGCCUCGGUGGGCUGCAAAGAGACUACCAGCUCCAACCCUUUAGCUUCUGCCGACAAAAGUGAACCACAAUGUCACAAUACUAGUAGUAACCCUAAACGUGUGGAAUAUGAAGACUUACCACGAGUGGAAUAUGAAGACAUACGUAAGACUGAAGUUGGGAAUUUCGAUAGUCAUACGGUUUCAAGCGAAGUCCAACAAGGCGUGGGUGAAACAAGUUUCUCUGUGGCACCUUUGGGGAGUCUGAUGUCUAAUUCGGGCCGUAUAGGUUACUCUGGCAGCAUCUCUCAUCGGUCUGAUAGCAGCACAACCAGCACCCGUUCGUUUGCCUUUCCCAUAUUACAAACCGAGUGGAAUAGCAGUCCUGUUAGAAUGGCUAAACCUGAUCGAAAGCAUCUACAGAAGCAUCGGGGAUGGAGACAUGGCAUUCUGUGCUGUAGAUUCUGAAAGCUUCUACUAAUUUAUCCAUAAUUUAUCCUUAGGUUUAGUAUCUAAAAUAUACAUCACCCAAGUCUUUUGUCAGUCGAGUCGCAUAAAUAUAGUCAAUCUUUGCCAAUGUCUACCUUCAUUUGUUAGGUUCUCUUCAGAUUGCAAUAUCAUACAGGUUGAAUUUCUGUCUUUUAAAGGAGCGUCAUUAAUGCUCAACUUACAGAGGAUGUUUUACAUGUUGUAAGGUCAUCUUACGAGAUUAGCUGAAACACAUGUUUGUUGGUUCGAACACCAAGUGAUUAUAAAAAUGAAAAAGCUGCAAUUAACAUUGUUUUAA